Bacidia gigantensis is the source of this 990-nucleotide messenger RNA. RefSeq lists its product as uncharacterized. The transcript has a single exon. NCBI's taxonomy places the organism in Eukaryota, Fungi, Ascomycota, Lecanoromycetes, Lecanorales, Ramalinaceae. The record is from RefSeq and is a predicted model, not a curated record. The coding region runs from base 1 to 990 and encodes 329 amino acids.
AUGCUUCUCUACUCUGUGCUCUCUGUUUGGGUUUGGCAGUGGCUGUCCUUUCAAAACGGUUGUGCCCUAGCUAUUCUAGCCCCUUCAGGCACCACCCCCAUCUCUUUGGUGAAUGAAACGUCUCUGUUGAGGGGUCUGAACUAUCCUCCACUUGAUUUCGCAGUCGAGUGGGUAGCUGGAGUCGGCAUAGCAGCUGGCUCCUAUCCGGAAAUGCUGGGAUGGCGAAUCAUAGCGGACUAUUUGUCAGGAGCUCUUCUCCAGCCGUGGGGCGAACCCAUCAGGUCUCGGAUCAUUCGCAGAGAAGGUUUGGAGCUGUAUGUGAGCGGAUAUCCCACAGGCGGAAUGAUUAAUGUUGACCACGUCGCUUGGGGAUUUGACCUAGCAUUUAGCGAGAUGGAGAAUGCGGAACGAUUUGAUUAUGGGCGCUAUUACUUCUUGCUGGAUGAUACUCGUCGUGGUUUCUUGGAGUUUCGUGAGGCAACGCCUCAUCAGACUGAAGACUAUGAAGGGAAGGUCAUUUAUGAAGCGUCUUCAGACUAUCCUAAGAAGUCGUUGCAAAUAGAAGCAUUCCGAUACAGCGACAUUGAGCACCCAGAAUUUCAUCAAGUCAAUGCGCGGGCAUUUCUUGCAGGGCUACUCAGACAGAUGAUCUUCUCUGCAGAGAUAGGUAUUGCUUUGCCCAAUUGGCUCCACCAAAGAAUGGCCAGCUUUAGCCUUGACGGGGCCCUAUUUACCUUCGGCAAUGAUGCUCGCCAUCCCGAGUCAGAAUGGGCAUCCUUCAAGAAUGAUGUCUGGGUGCGGGUUCUUAGUCACAUGUUGACCGUUCCUUUUGAAGUUGACCCUCCGAGAUUUUAUCCUAUAAUGACCUUCAUGUCUAUUAGGCGCCGGGAUGUCUGGAUUCCAGUCAUCCAAUGCAGUGUCUGCUCAGAAGAUCAGCCAGCACAGAAUUUCAGUUUUAAUAGCAUGUUGAGAAGACGAAAUACGGUUUGA